Messenger RNA from Fusarium venenatum, 891 nucleotides. The record is from RefSeq and is a predicted model, not a curated record. NCBI's taxonomy places the organism in Eukaryota, Fungi, Ascomycota, Sordariomycetes, Hypocreales, Nectriaceae.
AUGGAUACCUUUCACAAGUCCUUCUUUUCCAUCUUCAUGAUCUCAGCCGCGAGGUUUGGCAUUUUGCGCUUCUGGUCGCUCAUUCCAUUAUGGUUGUAUGGCCCUCUUGUUGUGCUUAAUCCCUGGUGGCGACUAGGCCAUCUGGAUAGAGGGCGGUAUUUGGCUUACGCUAUGGCCGCUCGUCAGCUCAAUUAUUGCUAUGAGAUGCGAGAGACAAAGGAUUGGACGUUUGGCGGAGGACUGGGUAAAAUCAUGGGGAUGUUUGUUAUUAUUCUUCUAGCCGCUCAAGAUGUUUUAAUUUUCCCCAUUGCUGCAUUCCCUCGCUACGUCGCUGCACCUGCCAUCAUAAUCUGCAGGUUUUUCCAACCAGCAAAGAAUAAACCGCGAGUCACAAAAUGGGCAUUUCAUUUUGAAGAACUGUUAUCUCAAACACGAAGCGACAACGCGAAAGCUUUGGCAACGAUGCUGCGAGAUGAUGAUAUUGUUGGGAGAGUCGCCCGUCAUCUACACUACGAUGAUAUGGUCAACCUCUCACUGACAUCAAAGCUGAUACGCACGUCGAUAUUUUAUCCGUCUCUCGAGGCUCCUCGGCGUCGAAAUCGUGCAGAGUCACUAUGCGUUACUUCAUGUAUUGAUGGACAGAAGACAGAAUGCUGGGGCUGCGAGCGUGUGAUUUGCUUUAAAUGCACACAUCAAAGGUCAGACAUUCAACUUUCCCGAGUUAAAGACCAUUUCGCCAACUGCUAUGCUGUCUGCAUAUACUGCUACCUGAUGUCGGCCCCUGGAGGCGCGGCGCCCUUUCAAGCCAAACGAAACAUGCAGGACCUGGAGUUGCAGCAUAUCAAUUGCUGUACUGUGCAAAUUUGGACGGAUCAGCUGUCACGGCGAUGA